AUGCGCCGCGCCUUCGUGGGGCUGUCGCUCCUUCUGCUGGCCGCGGAGCAAAGCGCGCGUUUCUGCACCACCCUCCAUUACUUCCUCGCUGGCCAGCUGCUGUGGGGCUGGGUGUCUCUGGCCUUGCUGCUGCCCACCUAUCUGGCUCAGGGCCUCAGCCUCCUUUGGUUCCAAGCAGACGGCCACCAACCUAGCAAGUCUCUGAUACUGAUCCACCUCUUGCAGCUUGGCAUCUGGAAGAGGUACGGGGAUGCUCUGCGGUCGGCCGUGAAGGACGGAGGAGGCCCCGGGGCGAAGGAGCUUGUGACGCAGCAGGGAGACCUUGCCGUUCUGCGCCUGCUGGAAGCUCUGGUGCAGACUCUGCCAAACCUCCUCCUGCGGGCCUCCUCAUGUGUAGUGAUGGAAUCCCAAGUUGUUGUCCCAGGCUUGAGUGCUGGGCUUAGCCUGCUCUCCUUCUGCUGGGCUUUGGCCUCCGACAGCCGCUUUACAUGGAUCGUCAAACCUGGUCACCUCUCUAUGCCUGGAGCUGCCUUCUUCUACCAGUUAUUAUGGAGGGCGGGGAUGAUCGGAAGCAGGGUCGUGACCUUGGUCCUUUUUGCAAGGGUUCAUCACCUCUGGGUUUUUGUUGCUGCAGGUGCCCACUGGCUUGUGAUGUCCUACUGGAUUGUGGCUCAGCAGACGGACAUCUUCUGAAAUCCCAGUAGCUGGAGAGUAUUCAAUUUCCUCACAGGAGCUGUAUACAUUUUUUGCUACGUCAGUUUUAAAGAUGGUCCCUCCCAUUAUAGAGUAACCAUGUAUUACAUCAUGAUGGCCUUGGAAAAUAUCCUUCUGCUGAUGAUGACAGGGGACUUCUUCCAGGGGAAUCAGCGGAGUGGCGUCUGGGUUAUGUCUGGAUUCCUUGUGGGUUCAGUCGCUCUGGUCACUUACUAUCGCUGGUUGCAUCCCAAAUCCACAGAAAUCUGUCAGCGCUUCCUAAAACGAUCAUGCAACAUGGGACCUAAGGACCGUAAAGGGAUUGGUGGAUCUGUCCUCCAAUCCACGAACCAAAUCAUCCGGAGCACUGGAAUUUCAGGUUUACUGGACCUCGAAGUGUUGAGUGCAGAACCGGCUGCUCCAUCUAUAGGAACACCGCACUGUUUGUCUUGGGCAGAACUUGGGAGUUGUGAAGAUGUCAAGGGUCCUUGGGAGAAUCACCACCACUGGCUCUUGGUAAAGCUGGCCUUGAGAACUGGAGACAUCUCCAAAAUAAACGCCGCUUUUGGAGACGGCGGAAUUGGUGAGUUGUAUCCUACAGCAGUGGAGAAACACAAGUCCUCCAUUGCCAAGGUUGGUCCCAGGAAGAAACUGAUCUUUUCUACAGUGGGGGGGAUUCCCUAUCAGUCCUAA
Messenger RNA from Eublepharis macularius, 1386 nucleotides. Its product is annotated as XK-related protein 5-like. Gene Ontology annotation, cellular component: plasma membrane. The record is from RefSeq and is a predicted model, not a curated record. Lineage: Eukaryota; Metazoa; Chordata; Lepidosauria; Squamata; Eublepharidae. Gene Ontology annotation, biological process: apoptotic process involved in development; phosphatidylserine exposure on apoptotic cell surface; engulfment of apoptotic cell. The transcript has 7 exons.